AUGCGAAACGACAGUGGCAGUAGAAACAGCGACAGCGAAGAGCGAGACCAUCUCACACCAGCUCAAGCCCGACGAAAAGCCCAGAAUCGAGCCGCCCAACGUGCCUUCCGCGACCGCAAAGAACGCCACGUCCGCGACCUAGAAGCCAAAGUCGAGCACCUCUCCACCACAGCCGCAACCCUGCAAUCCGACAACGAGCGCCUCAAACUCGUCCUGCAAAACACUCAAACCGAGAACCGCGUCCUUCGAGCCACAUCGGGUAUGCCAUCUCUCCCGAGCAAUCUUCACAACGAACAUGUCGAUCGCACGAGAAUACAUCGUUCGACGAGCGAUCUGCCUUUUCAUCCACAUCGUGCCCCAGGGCCGACUUCGGCUGCACGGGGGGAACAGAUGAGUCAGGGUUAUUUUAUGACUGCUGGCGAGGCGUGGGAGUUACUGCAGUCUCAUCCGAUGUAUUUGAGUGGUGGGUUGGAUGUUAAGGAGGUUUCGAAGAGGUUGAAGAGGAAGGCGAGGUUGCAGGGAGGCGAGCCGGUGUUUCUCGAGGAGGAUGUGGUGGGGUUGAUUGAGGAGGUGGGGAUGGGAAGCGGGUUGGCGUGA
Messenger RNA from Zymoseptoria tritici IPO323, 597 nucleotides. RefSeq lists its product as uncharacterized. NCBI's taxonomy places the organism in Eukaryota, Fungi, Ascomycota, Dothideomycetes, Mycosphaerellales, Mycosphaerellaceae. The coding region runs from base 1 to 597 and encodes 198 amino acids. Gene Ontology annotation, cellular component: RNA polymerase II transcription regulator complex. Gene Ontology annotation, molecular function: transcription cis-regulatory region binding; DNA-binding transcription activator activity, RNA polymerase II-specific. The record is from RefSeq and is a predicted model, not a curated record. The transcript has 2 exons.